Messenger RNA from Besnoitia besnoiti, 432 nucleotides. RefSeq lists its product as uncharacterized. The transcript has 4 exons. Bases 1 to 432 code for a protein of 143 amino acids. The record is from RefSeq and is a predicted model, not a curated record. NCBI's taxonomy places the organism in Eukaryota, Apicomplexa, Conoidasida, Eucoccidiorida, Sarcocystidae.
AUGGGGCUAGGGUCCCGGGUGGGUGAGGCACAGCGGGCGCGAUCUGCGACCGGAGGAGACGUGAGCGGGCCCGCGCGGCACCUGGCGGCGAGACACGGCUUGGGCUCCGAAUGCUUCCCAGUAUCCGUAGUAUCGGCGUUACUGCUGGCCGGCGUUGUGGCAGAGAUCAAGCAGAGGGGGGCGGACGAGGGCGGUUGGGUUCGAUGGCAUUCGAUGGAGGCCCACUCGGUCAUGGGAGAAGAGCCUCCAAUCCGUGUCAUGGGUCCGACCACGAUUGACGAGUGGGUGCUGGGUGGAUUGGCGGUCACGACAGAAUGGUGCCGCGGGCGCCCCGCUCCAGCGUCGGAGGGUAUGCUGGAUUUCGCGAAUGUUUUUCCCUCACCUGUCAUGCAGAUGUGGCUGGCAUACACUGAGGGUGCACUGGCGUCCUGA